Messenger RNA from Knipowitschia caucasica, 594 nucleotides. The record is from the annotation of a GenBank genome assembly. NCBI's taxonomy places the organism in Eukaryota, Metazoa, Chordata, Actinopteri, Gobiiformes, Gobiidae.
AUGCAUUAUGGGAGAUCAUCCACUGCACAGAACCUGACAGAGAACCUGACAGAGAACCUACAGAGAACCUACAGAGAACCUGACAGAGAACCUGACAGAGAACCUGACAGAGAACCUGACAGAGAACUUGACAGAGAACCUGACAGAGAACCUACAGAGAACCUGACAGAGAACCUGACAGAGAACCUGACAGAGAACCUGACAGAGAACCUGACAGAGAACCUGACAGAGAACCUGACAGAGAACCUGACAGAGAACCUGACAGAGAACCUGACAGAGAACCUGACUGAGAACCUGACAGAGAACCUGACUGAGAACCUGACAGAGAACCUGACAGAGAACCUGACUGAGAACCUGACAGAGAACCUAACAGAGAACCUGACAGAGAACCUGACAGAGAACCUGACAGAGAACCUGACAGAGAACCUGACAGAGAACCUGACUGAGAACCUGACAGAGAACCUAACAGAGAACCUGACAGAGAACCUACAGAGAACCUACAGAGAACCUGACAGAGAACCUGACAGAGAACCUGACAGAGAACCUGACAGACAACCUGACAGAGAACCUACAGAGAACCUACAGAGAACCUGA